Molecule: messenger RNA, 1841 nt
Organism: Macaca mulatta (Rhesus monkey)
Lineage: Eukaryota; Metazoa; Chordata; Mammalia; Primates; Cercopithecidae
Gene: NXPH3
Product: neurexophilin 3
Molecular function (GO): signaling receptor binding
Source: RefSeq, marked provisional
GGGAGGGCCGCGGGCCGCCGGGGACUGGAGCAUGGGACGGCGCGCCUGAAGGAGCAGGAAGGGGACGAAGAGGCCUGGGACCCCGUAAAGAGAAGAGGAGAACGAGGGGACGAGAGCGGAGGAGGAAGAUGCAACUGACUCGCUGCUGCUUCGUGUUCCUGGUGCAGGGUAGCCUCUAUCUGGUCAUCUGUGGCCAGGAUGAUGGUCCUCCCGGCUCAGAGGACCCUGAGCGUGAUGACCACAAGGGCCAGCCCCGGCCCCGGGUGCCUCGGAAGCGGGGCCACAUCUCACCUAAGUCCCGCCCCAUGGCCAAUGCCACUGUCCUAGGGCUGCUGGCCCCACCUGGGGAGGCUUGGGGCAUUCUUGGGCAGCCCCCCAACCGCCCGAACCACAGUCCCCCACCCUCAGCCAAGGUGAAGAAAAUCUUUGGCUGGGGCGACUUCUACUCCAACAUCAAGACGGUGGCCCUGAACCUGCUAGUCACAGGGAAGAUUGUGGACCAUGGCAACGGGACCUUCAGCGUCCACUUCCGACACAAUGCCACAGGCCAGGGCAACAUCUCCAUCAGCCUCGUGCCCCCCAGUAAAGCUGUAGAGUUCCACCAGGAACAGCAGAUCUUCAUUGAAGCCAAGGCCUCCAAAAUCUUCAACUGCCGGAUGGAGUGGGAGAAGGUAGAACGGGGCCGCCGGACCUCGCUUUGCACCCACGACCCAGCCAAGAUCUGCUCCCGAGAUCACGCUCAGAGCUCAGCCACCUGGAGCUGCUCCCAGCCCUUCAAAGUCGUCUGUGUCUACAUCGCCUUCUACAGCACGGACUAUCGGCUGGUCCAGAAGGUGUGCCCAGAUUACAACUACCAUAGUGAUACCCCCUACUACCCGUCUGGGUGACCGGGGGCAGGCCACAGAGGCCAGGCCAGGGCUGGAAGGACAGGCCUGCCCAUGCAGGAGACCAUCCGGACACCGGGCAGGGAAGGGCUUGGGCCUCAGGCAGGGAGGGGGGUGGAGAGGAAGAGAUGCCAAGUGGGGCCAGGGCCAAGUCUCAAGUGGCAGAGAAAGGGUCCCAAGUGCUGGCCCCAACCCGAAGCUGUGGUGUGACUAGAUCACAGGAGCACUGGAGGAGGAGCGGGCUCUCUGUGCAGCCUCACAGGGGUUUGCCACGGAGCCACAGAGAUGCUGGAUCCCCGAGGCCUGUGGGCAGGCCGAUCAGUGUGGUCCCAGAGUCAUGGGAGGAACCUAAGCCCUUGGUUCUUGCCAUCCUGAGGAAGGACAGCGACAGGGAUGGGGAGAUUUCAUCAGUGUGGACAGCCUGUCAACUUAGGAUGGAUGGCUGAGACAGGGCUUCCUAGCAGCCAGUCAGGAGGGUGGGGUGGGGCCAGAGGAGCUCUCCAGCCCUGCCUAGUGGGCAGCCCUGAGCCCCUUGUCCUGUGCUGAGCAUGGCAUGAGGCUGAAGUGGUGACCCUGGGGUCUUUGAUGUCUUGACAGAUUGACCUUCUGUCUCCAGCCAGGCCACCCCUUUCCAAAAUUCCCUCUUCUGCCAGCGCUUCCCCUCUACCACCCAUUGCUGAUGGCACACCCAUCCUUAAGCUAAGACAGGACGACGGUGGUUCUCCCAGCACUAAGGCCACAGCCCAUCCAUGUGCUGUGUGUCCCUCUUCCACCCCACCCUCUGCUAGCUCCUCUGGGAGCAUCCAUGUCCUGGAGAGGGGUCCCUCAACAGUCAGCCUCACCUGUCAGACUGGGGUUCUCCCGGAUCUGGAUGGCGCUGCCCUCUCAGCAGCGGGCAUGGGUGGGGCGGGGCCAGGCCGCAGAGCAUGUGCUGGAUCUGUUCUGUGUGUCUAUCUG